Messenger RNA from Alternaria postmessia, 3081 nucleotides. RefSeq lists its product as uncharacterized. The record is from RefSeq and is a predicted model, not a curated record. Lineage: Eukaryota; Fungi; Ascomycota; Dothideomycetes; Pleosporales; Pleosporaceae. The coding region runs from base 1 to 3081 and encodes 1026 amino acids. The transcript has a single exon.
AUGCCUACCUAUUUCGCGCGUGGCGUGUCGGUGCGACUGAGCGCGACGCCGCUCGAAGACUCGACUACACAGAAAAUCAUACUAAGGAAGGGCGACGCAGCCAAGCAGCAGUCUGAAUUGGCUGAAAGGAGGCUCCUAGAGAGGAAGUUGCUGAAAGAGGAAGUCGUGCCUUUCCCCGAUGAUGAAUACGCUUUUCAGCUCAAUUGGGUCGCAAACGCACCUUUCAUGCAGACCCGGGUCAAGAACAAUGUAUAUGACAAGACGGAAGCGACGACAGGUACGCUGUUUGUCCACAUCCCCGAUAGCAUUACUGCAACUGACCACGGCUUCACAGAUGCCGCCUCACUCCGCGAACCGAAAGCACUUGCCCUCCACGUUAAUCUCUCCGACAAGACCUACGUCUCUGGCCUCUACAAUCAGAGAACAUCCCUCAAGAUCGAGGUCUUCUUCAAUGGGACGCUCUCCGCUUGUCUAUUUAUACCCACCCACGAUGUCAGGUCCGGAGCGAAAAGUAAUCAUCAGGUCUUCGGGGGAACCAGGAUCGACUUCCUUGCUGAGCGACCUUGGGUGAUCCUGUCGCCUGAAGUGGCAGCAGACGGCGAUACUAAGAAGAACACCACAGUGGUUUCAGUUGAGCAGCGAUGGCUACACCUUUGUCAGGCGCUCCAAAUCGAAGCGCGAGAGCGAGGCCAAGACGAAGAGGGCAACAGGCCUCCCACUGUCGACUUCCUUUGUGCGCUUGCGACAAUGCAAAUGCCGGACCAAGUGCGCAAUAUGCAGAAGCCGGGUGGAAAGACUUUUGGCAUCAUCGAUGUGAUCAUCACUGCUGGCGAAGGUAGAAAGCUCACUAGCGGUGUAGGCUAUCUGAAAGCACCGAAGCGCAUGGUUGAUGAGAGCUACCCAUUCGUGCCCGAUGCUGACAACACUACCAUGCGACUACGUACAGAUACGCCUAGUAAGAGCGAGAGUGAUGCGGAGCCCCAAAAUUCCACCCAGCCGAGCUCAGAGGUCAUCGAUGUGGAUGCAGAAGGAGAUAGCGAUCCGGACUAUGAUUCUUACAGCAAGAGACAGGCUCUUCAGUCAAGAGUACGCUUGACACAGGACAUACCACAUGUUCCAUCAUCGGCUCUACAGCACCCGGCCAUGGGUCCUUUGAUACCGUUUAUUCCACCACCUCUCUAUAUUGAACCGAAGACUACGGUGCUCCAAGCACCAGAAAUAACAGGUCCAGAUUUGCCGUCGUCAUCAGGUCUUGCACGAGUACAUGCGCAGGCUCAUGAGCAAGAAAGAGCAUACGAGCAACAAGUGGACAUCACGUCGCAAGCAGGGCUUAGUCCGAAGAUGAUGUAUCCAGAUAUUUCUCCAUACUUACAGACGCCCCAAAUGCGUCUCUCACCAUAUGUCGUUCAAUUCUCAGAUCCAACUCUAGGAGGAAUUACGCCUAAUGAUCUCAUGCGUCAGAUCCCGUUCGACAACGACGGCCAAUCUUCCAGUCCGUUGAGUCGCUUUCCAAUGAACCUCCAGGGCCCAAGUCAUUCGGCUGUGUCAUCUUUCCCUCCAUUGAUACCGGGACUUCAACAUAACUCCUCAAGGUCCGGUCUGUAUGCAUACUCCUCGUCUAAUCAACCAUGCAGUAACUUUCCUAAUAUCCACUUCUCACUCCCAAACUACAAUAUGUCUGGAACCGGCCCUUCUUUCGCUAGGAGAUCUGAGGUCUACAAGCCGAACAUGUUGCCACAGGCUACAGCUUUUGCUGGGCUUCAGAAGUCUACGCCGCCGCAAGUGCCCUUUCCGCCGUUCGACCGCCGACUAUCGCUGCCAUUACCGCCAGCAGCUCUAUACUCGGUACCUACAAAGCCAAAGCGAAGUCUCUCUCCACAGAAAGCUUCUUCCUCACAAAAGACAAAGAAGGCGAAGUCCAGCGUCGAGGUCAAACGCUUGAUAGUUCAUGGACAAAAGGAUUCGAUAUUGGUGGACCACCGAUGGGACCCUGCACAGCAUAUUGGCGUGUCUCUCAAUAGCCCAGCUAAACUUGGAACUCAAGAGACAGUGACCCAUGGCGACAAGGAACACGAAAAUCCUGUUGAGCAGGGAAGGACGUUCACAGGCACUUCCAGAACACGGAAGAGUUCUGUCCGGAAAGGAACACCAGCACCCGCAUCAUCUUCAGAGCACGAAAAUCCAGACCUAUCUAUGGCUGCGGACAAGCAUCAGCCAAUCAGUGCUUUCCAAGCAAACGCCUUGACUGGUCAGCACGCUGUUAAUGCUAAGAAAUCCAAGCUGAAGCACGAGCCGGAGAAGGUUGCGAAGGCCAGGUCCGAUAGUGAUCAGCCUGGUACCGAUAUGAGCAAUCAAAAUCUGCGUGUCACAAAGGAAAGGUCUUCUCGUCGCACAACCUCUAGUAACAGCAUACUCGGUGUACAAGGCCCAAAGGCAAAUCCAAUCUGGUUUGAGGAUCCAGAAGAAAUUUUGCGUGAGGCAUCUGCGCGACUGCGACGAUGUCGACCUUCUAAAAAGCAUGGAAAUGCAUCUGAUGUGGCAGUGCUGCCUAAUACCGUAGUGCCGACUGUUCAAACUCCCAAAGCAUGGGAUACCGAUACAUCAUCCCCUCUCUCGAGCCUCCAUACGACCCCUGAGCCCGAGAUGGAACCUACGACAUACACAAGUUUGCCUCAAGCAUCCGUUGAGUUAUCUCCUGCUCCCAUCCCACAGGCAGAUGGCUCAACCGAGCGCAAAACCACGCCUAAACGCCGACGCGGCAAUCACGUUCCAUCUCCGAUGAAGCUCGCUUCAACUUCUGCAACACCCCAACUUUCACUUCACAAUCCCUUCUCAUCUCGGUCUUCAGCCUCGAAGAAGCGCAAAAUUACUCACCAUACCUUGCCCAAGGAGCCGCGCAGCCCCGACCGCCUGAAGACCAACGACAACCCACCGCUGAACAGGGACUGCGUAAUCGCGUAUGCGGAGAGCAAGGACAAGAAGAACAAACAAGGUAUCCUAAGGCAGGUCAAGAGCGAGAGGCUCGGAGUGUUUACAGAGAGUGACGUCGUCUUUGCAGCGAGGUUCUUUGUUGAGGAUUAA